Molecule: messenger RNA, 1260 nt
Organism: Pocillopora meandrina
Lineage: Eukaryota; Metazoa; Cnidaria; Anthozoa; Scleractinia; Pocilloporidae
Source: the annotation of a GenBank genome assembly
AUGACUGUAAGACGAAUGCGAAUGACAAGGAUUUUAAAAUCUAUCCUAUUACUAAUAUGCCUGCUGGUGCUGUGUUUGAUCGCUUAUUUUACCUUGGAGUCGUACUCUACUGAGCAGGUAAAUAUACGAAAGACUCAACAAACUGAUGAACAAGAUUUUAGAAAUUUGGAAAAGGACCUGACUGACUCAAAAAUGGAAUUCAAUGAUGGAUCAAAAGCAGCAAGGAAAAAUCUUAUCGUCGUUUCACACGGUCGAUCAGGUUCCACACUUAUGGGGGAUAUUUUCAAUCAUCAUCCUUCUGUAUUUUACAUGUAUGAGCCUUUACAGUCCGUCGAAAGAGUCCAUACGAAUCUGAAGCCUGAAUCGGAUUACAAUGACCUCGCCAAAGAGUUUCUAUCUGGCAUUUUUCAGUGUAAAUUCGACUCUCCCGAAUUAUUAGCGGAUAUCGAGCAUUUUUAUCGCAAACCGGAUCAUCCACGUGUCAGUAAAGCCAUUGCAUCGCCACCUUUAUGUCCUUAUAGUACUUCUGAUGAAAGGUGGGAUCAACACCUUUGUCCUGCCAUGACUAGCGAGUCUUUGGGAAGCACGUGUAAGGAGCAUUACGAAAUGACAGUGUUAAAGGUCCUCGUAAAUCGUGUACCCGAUAAUAACAUCGGAAGUAUUUUAGGAGCAUGCGACACAAUGGAUACUAACUGCAGAAUUAUAUUCCUCGUAAGAGAUCCCAGAGCUGUAAUCGCUUCCGCGCUCAGCGUGGGGUUCUUCAAAGACAACCGGGGAGAUUCUUCAAGGCUGGGAACUCGAGAAUUUAGCUACUGGACCUGUAAGGAGACUGAAGACAACUUGGAAUCUAUAAGAAAACUGCCAAAGUCUCUGCGCAACCGGAUCAAAUUCCAACGCUACGAAGACCUAGCACUGGACCCGUUGAAAGAACUUUCAGCUCUCUACGAGUUUGCGGGGUUGUCUGUCCUGGAUAGUGUGAGGACAUGGCUUAACGAGACAACACGGCAGAGCAGGAGUGCCUGCAAUCAUGCACAGGACGGGGAACAAGCUACAUGCACCAAAGAUGACGCAUGGCUGGCAGCAAACCGCUGGAGAUGGAAAGUGCACCCUCAUGAAAUUGAUGUUAUUGAACAUUACUGCCGAGGUGUGAUGCUUCUAAUGGGUUACAGACCUGUAGACAGGUCACAUGAAUUACUGGCUAAUGUAAAGAUACCUCUUUUCAGCCGCAAUUUUGAAGCAAGGAACUGGUUUGAACGUUGA